This is a messenger RNA of Elaeis guineensis (African oil palm), 1432 nucleotides long. RefSeq names its product gibberellin 20 oxidase 2. NCBI's taxonomy places the organism in Eukaryota, Viridiplantae, Streptophyta, Magnoliopsida, Arecales, Arecaceae. The record is from RefSeq and is a predicted model, not a curated record.
ACACCCUCCACAUAGAGCCAAUACUCCAUCCUAUCCUCCCAUGGCCUCCAGUGCCACCUCCGCCCCACUGCAACCAUCUUCAGUCCUGAGCAAAGACAACGACCGCCCUGGCCGCGUGGUCUUUGACCCCUCCCACCUCCAGAACAAAACCAACAUACCCAAAGAAUACCUCUGGCCGCUGUCCGAGAGGCCCGACUGUUUGGAAGAACUUGAGGCCCCAGUAGUCGACCUCAAAGGAUUUCUUCAAGGAGAUGAGUCGUCCACCCGUCGUGCUGCUGAGAUGGUCCGAGAAGCCUGCCUCACCCAUGGCUUCUUCCAAGUAAUCAACCACGGCAUCAACCCGUCUCUCUUCCGCGAUGCAAUGACAAACGCGGACCAACUCUUCCAUCUCCCUCUAGAGACCAAGCUAAAGAUCGAGCGACAGCCUGGGAACUUUUGGGGCUACACCGGAGCACAUGCCGAUCGCUUAUCCUCCAAGCUCCCUUGGAAGGAGACCCUCUCCUUUGGGUAUGAUGACGUUGGAUCCAAGAAUGGUAUCGUCAACUACUUCGUGUCCAGCUUGGGGAAGGAUUUUGAGUCAAUCGGAUGGGUUUACGAGAGAUAUUUUGGAGCAAUGAAGGAGUUGUCUCUGAAGCUCUUGGAGCUUUUGGCGAUCAGUUUGGGGGUGGAUCAAGAGUAUUUUCGCGAGUACUUCAAGGACGGGGAGUCGGUAUCGAGAUGCAACUACUAUCCGCCGUGCCAAGUGCCGGAGGCGGUGCUUGGGACGGGGCCGCAUAACGAUCCGAACGGGCUGACACUGCUGCUUCAAGACCAAGUGGGAGGGCUGGAGGUGUUUUCGGAUGGCAAAUGGCGAGCGGUCAAACCGGAGCCGGACGCGCUGGUGAUCAACGUUGGUGACACGUUCAUGGGUUUAACCAAUGGGAUAUACAAGAGUUGCCUGCACCGGGCGGUGGUUAACUCGGAAAUCACGCGGCAAUCGAUAGUCUUCUUCCUGUGUCCGAGAGGCGAUAGAGUGCUCCGGCCCCCAGAGGCACUGGUGAGCCAAGAGAAUCCUCGCAAGUAUCCAGACUUCACCUGGUCGGAACUACUGAGCUUCACUCAGAACUCCUACAGAGUUGACGGUGAAACCCUCCAGUACUUCUCCCAGUGGCUUUUGUCCUCCAAAGCAACAGAGUAGCUCCAGCAUUGGAUUUGGAGGCAGCCAAGAGGACUUUUAGAUAUAUAUAUAUAUGGGAUAUUCGAAUAAAAUCGUAUGCUACUUUCCUUUUUCUGAUAUGUCUCUUUGCGCAUGGUGUGUAAUUUUUUUUUUCCCACGGAUACAAGUUUCUUCGUGCAUGGUUUAGGUGCGAAGAUGUAACUUGGGUCUACCAAAUAAAUAAAAGCUCUCUUCCGGGAGUGGAUGAUGAUAUUCUAAUAUGCUAUCACUAUUUCC